AUGCAUGCCAGUGUGCCCUGGACAAUUGGAUCCGGGAGCAAGAUCGUCUCCCCUGACAUGACAGGCGACCAUAUCGAAGAGCUAUUCAGGGUUGACAGUGUUGCUACGGAGGAGCUCCGAGAGCGGGUAUCACGAGAGGUGAAAGACCAAGAGACGGCUGAGAAGCUGAAGCCAUGGUACGGAACUUGGUGCAAGCGGCCGACUUUCCACGAUGACUACCUGCCAACCUUCAACCGCGAAAAUGUCACUCUGAUCGAUACCAACGGCAACGGCCUCGAGAGUCUGACAGAAAAUGGCAUCGUCUUUGAUGGAGUCGAGUACGAAGUCGACUGUCUUGUGCUGGCCACCGGCUUCGUUGUCGGGGGCUCGAGCAACCUAUCCGAGAAGAUCGAUGCGCCGAUCACAGGGCGUAAUGGCGUCUCGUUCACGACAGCGUGGAAGAAGCCCGGCUCUACGACUGCCUUCGGAGUGUUUUUGCCGGGCUUUCCAAACUUUGCUGCCACCUUCUAUCGUGGCGGUGGAUUUUCAUACAACCUGUCGUCCGUCUACGACGUCUUUGCUCUCUUUGCGCGUGUCAUGGAGACAGCGCACCGCCGGAAGAACAAUGAACAGAAGUUGGUACUUGAUAUUUCCGAGAAGGCUGUGGAACGUUGGGCCGCCGAGGUGGCAAAGAGAGCCACCUGGUUCAGUCCGCUCAGUGUCUGCACACCUGGCUGUUAUAAUGACGAGGGAAAAAUAUUCAGCAAAGAGGAGUCUACCAAGGUAGAUGAGGCUGAAUCAAACUAUGCCAAAGCCAGGCAAGCAUUCUGGGGUUCCGGUCCUCUUGAUUAUCAACUCACAAUUGAGAGCUACAUUGCACAGAAAGGUUAG
Diaporthe citri is the source of this 870-nucleotide messenger RNA. RefSeq lists its product as uncharacterized. The record is from RefSeq and is a predicted model, not a curated record. NCBI's taxonomy places the organism in Eukaryota, Fungi, Ascomycota, Sordariomycetes, Diaporthales, Diaporthaceae. The transcript has a single exon. Bases 1 to 870 code for a protein of 289 amino acids.